Messenger RNA from Ascochyta rabiei, 1230 nucleotides. RefSeq lists its product as uncharacterized. The transcript is spliced from 4 exons. Lineage: Eukaryota; Fungi; Ascomycota; Dothideomycetes; Pleosporales; Didymellaceae. Bases 1 to 1230 code for a protein of 409 amino acids. The record is from RefSeq and is a predicted model, not a curated record.
AUGCACAGCAUGGUUGCGAGCCGUCAAAAUGAGGCUCUCGUGAUGAUAUGCUUCUUUCCUGUUCUUUCGACAAUCUUUGUCGUGUUACGGACCUACUCUCGCUACUUGAGUCGAAACUUCGGAUGGGAUGAUCACUUGAUCUUACUGGCAACGCUACUACUAUUGGGCCAGACCUUGACAGUGUACAAAUAUGUGUUAGUGAGCGGUACUGGAUAUCAUGUUCACGAUCUUCCCAAGCAGACCGUUGCAGAGAAGAUCACCGCACUGAAAUGGAGUUUCGCAGUGCAGAUGUUCUAUCACCCACUGAUGUGUGCCGUCAGAGCAAGUAUCAUCAUGUUCCUGUUCCGUAUGAAGGACAACCGCCGGCGCAUCCGAGUAUCACUGUACAUAGUCUUCUGGUUGAACAUUGGAUAUACGGUCGGAACUACACUAGGGAAUAUAUUACAGUGUGACCCUGUACGAUAUACCUGGCUACGCCCUGAGAUGGAUCAAUAUGACGCUGAUGGUAAUGUUCUGGUCAAAGGGGGGACCUGUAUUGAUUCUCGAGCUUUUGUUCUCUCAAGUUGCGCGCUCAGCAUAUUCAUGGACAUGGUCAUCAUCCCUAUACCCACUCUCAUGGUUUGGAAUUUGCAGAUGAGCGUCAAGACAAAGAUGCUUGUCGUUGGUGUAAUGAGUAUGGGCUGGAUCGCCACAGGGGUGUCUGUCGGCCGUCUCAUAGUGUACUAUUACCGCGUUGCACCCACCAAUCUCGACCGAACCUGGGAUAUUGGCAUUGUCAUCUCCAUCGCUGAGCCCGCCGUCCAUAUCAUCACGGCUUGCGCCCCAGCCACUAAGGGUUUAUUCCGCAUCUUGUUCCCAUCAUUCAACUCAGACUACCCAACCUACGACGAAAGCUAUACUCCGUAUACCCCUUCGACUUCGAAGUUCGGCUCGCGCACUACGGGCUCGAAAAAGCAAUCUUCGAUGGGAUUCAACUUUGGUUUAUCAACAAAAGGCGCCGAAGAGGGACAAGAUGUCGUUAUAACGGAGAGAGCAGUAAACAGCCCAAAAGCAGAGGAUGUGUAUGGUAUGAAACCCCUCGGGAGCAUUGAUUCGAGAGAGCAGAUUGGACAUGACGAUUACGAAAGGAGCACUGAUGCCACGGCGAGCAAAUCGAACACGAAUUAUAGCAGGGACGACAGCGACAUUAUUGAGGCAGAACCAAAGCACUCGUUUGGACAUGCCAGAUGA